Thyridium curvatum is the source of this 549-nucleotide messenger RNA. RefSeq lists its product as uncharacterized. Bases 1 to 549 code for a protein of 182 amino acids. The record is from RefSeq and is a predicted model, not a curated record. Gene Ontology annotation, molecular function: peptidase activity. NCBI's taxonomy places the organism in Eukaryota, Fungi, Ascomycota, Sordariomycetes, Thyridiales, Thyridiaceae. Gene Ontology annotation, biological process: proteasomal protein catabolic process. Gene Ontology annotation, cellular component: cytosol; proteasome core complex; nucleus. The transcript is spliced from 3 exons.
AUGCGAGGAGCGACCAUCCUCAAGGCAUCCGACGACAAGACGAGGCAGCUGAACAAGCACACGCUGAUUGCGUUCUCAGGAGAGGCGGGAGAUACAAUCCAGUUCACCGACUACAUCCAAGCCAACGCCCAGCUCUACUCGAUGCGCAACGAGACGGACCUGUCGCCGUCGGCGCUCGCGCACUUUGUCCGCGGCGAGCUGGCCUCGAGUCUGCGAUCGCGGAAGCCGUACAACGUCAACCUGCUGCUGGGCGGCGUCGACCCCAUCACCCACAAGCCCAGCCUGUACUGGCUGGACUACCUCGCAUCCCUGGCGCCUCUCCCCUACGCCGCACAUGGCUACGCACAAUACUACUGCCUCUCCAUCCUCGACAAGCACCACCACCCCGACAUCACUCUCGGCCAGGGCAUCAAGAUCCUCAACAUGUGCACGGAUGAGCUGAAGAGGAGGUUACCGAUUGACUUCAAGGGCAUGCUGGUCAAGGCGGUGACCAAGGACGGCGUCGUCGAGAUAGAGUUUGACGAUGACAAGGUCGUCAAGGCCGCUUAA